AUGGUGCUUGACAUUGGCCCCCGCGGGGUUUCGCACAACCGCGUUACGCCUUACAUCCCCGAAAGGAAGUUGCCGAUCCGCUUCAUCAAGAAAGUGUCCGCCUUGAAGGCCCGCGUUGCCGUACCUACUCGCUCGCCGACACCAUUUUUAUUUCGCCGGCAAAAAGGCCGUUUCCUCCCGAUUCGUUUUCCAACCCUCAUCCCCGCUAGCCGCUUCAUGUGUAGGCGAUACGUCUCUCUUUGUUGCUCCGCAUGGCGUGGGGUUGCUCGUUUGCUCCAUUCACCGCUGCUCCAAAGGGGUCAAAACCGCACAUGCCGUUCCCUUAUUUUCAAAAGACCUAAUGUGUGUGUGUGUGUGUGUGUGUGGAGGGGGGGGGGGGAGGGGCACCAGAAAAGGGGGAAAAAAGGCCCACCGGGGAGGGUGGUGGUGGUGAUAGAUGUGGUAAAGCUUCCUAGGAUUUAUUUUUAA
Molecule: messenger RNA, 468 nt
Organism: Trypanosoma brucei brucei TREU927
Lineage: Eukaryota; Euglenozoa; Kinetoplastea; Trypanosomatida; Trypanosomatidae
Exons: 1
Coding region: 1-468 (155 amino acids)
Source: RefSeq, a predicted model, not a curated record